Messenger RNA from Pyrus x bretschneideri (Chinese white pear), 2026 nucleotides. RefSeq names its product pentatricopeptide repeat-containing protein At1g03540. Gene Ontology annotation, biological process: RNA modification. The record is from RefSeq and is a predicted model, not a curated record. The transcript has a single exon. Lineage: Eukaryota; Viridiplantae; Streptophyta; Magnoliopsida; Rosales; Rosaceae. Bases 79 to 1965 code for a protein of 628 amino acids. Gene Ontology annotation, molecular function: protein binding; RNA binding.
UCAAUCAAUGGGCGAAUAGAGUUUUCAAACGGCUAUAUAUUUCAAAAGUUCGUUUUCGCCGGUCGUCCCCAUUUUUUCAUGAAGCUCGUCUUCAAACGCCAUUGCAGCUCUCUCACCUCCUUCAAUCUUCAAAAUACCAAAACCCCAUCAUCCAAACAAUCCAAAAUCCUCCAACUCUGCAAGUUGGGCUUACUCUCCGAUGCGAUUAGGGUCCUCAACUCCAUUGAUUCCGGCGAAAUCACCCUCAAACCGAUCCUUUACGCUUCGCUCUUACAGACUUGCACCAAAGCUGUUUCAUUCAACCAUGGCCUCCAAGUACAUGCCCAUGUCGUUAAGUCCGGCCUUGAAACCGAUCGGUUCGUUGGGAACAGCUUGCUUGCUCUGUAUUUCAAGUUGGUUCCGAAUAUGUCGGAGACUCGGAGAGUGUUUGAUGGUCUUUUUGUUAAGGAUGUGAUUUCUUGGACGUCGAUGAUCACCGGGUACGUUCGGGCUGGAAAGCCUGGAAAUUCGAUUGAAAUGUUUUGGGAGAUGUUGAAAUUUGGGAUUGAGCCAAAUGCCUUCACUUUGUCUGCUGUGGUUAAAGCUUGUUCGGAGGUUGGGGACUUGAGGCUUGGCCUGUGCUUUCACGGAGUUGUUUUCCGGCGUGGGUUCGAUUCGAAUGAUGUGAUUGUUAGUGCUUUGAUAUACAUGUACGGGAGGAAUUAUAGGUCGGAAGAUGCACGCCGGCUGUUUGAUGAAAUGUCUGAACCAGGUGCUAUAUGCUGGACAUCGGUUAUUUCUGCCUUCACAAGAAGCGAUUUGUUUGAGGAAGCAUUGGGGUUCUUUUAUUUGAUGCAGAGAAAUCAUGGGUUGUCGCCGGAUGGUUUUACGUUUGGGACGGUAUUGACUGCUUGUGGCAACUUGGGGAGGCUGAGGCAAGGUAGAGAAGUGCAUGCUAAGGUCAUUACAUAUGGACUUUAUGGGAAUGUGGUUGUUGAGAGUAGCUUGGUUGACAUGUAUGGAAAAUGUGGGUCAGUAGAGAAUGCUCGGCGUGUUUUUGAUAGGAUGUCAAAGAAGAACUCAGUUUCUUGGUCUGCAUUACUAGGGGUGUACUGUCAAGCUGGAGACUUUGAAUCUGUCGUUAAGCAUUUCAGGGAAAUGGAAGAGACCGACCUCUACAGUUUUGGAACUGUCCUUCGUGCGUGCGCAGGUUUGGCAGCUGUACAACACGGGAAAGAGGUUCACUGCCAGUAUGUGAGAAGUUGUGGUUGGAGAGAUGUUAUUGUAGAAUCAGCUUUAGUUAAUCUUUACGCAAAGUGUGGCAACAUAGAUUUUGCCCGUAGAGUUUUUGUGAAGAUGCCAGUUAGGAAUUUGAUAACAUGGAACUCCAUGAUUUGUGGGUUUGCUCAGAAUGGGGGAGGUGAAGAAGCUCUUAAAAUAUUUGAUGAGAUGAUUAACGAUGGGAUUAGGCCGGAUUAUAUCAGCUUUAUAGGGGUUCUUUUUGCUUGUAGUCAUGCAGGUUUGGUUGACCAAGGACGAAGCAACUUUAUUGCGAUGACAAAAGAGUACGGGAUUAAACCUGGCAUUGAACAUUAUUGUUGUAUGGUUGAUCUUCUAGGCCGUGCGGGGCUACUGGAAGAAGCUGAGAAUUUGAUACAGAAUGCAGAUUGCAGGAACGAUUCGUCUCUUUGGGCAGUUCUUCUAGGUGCUAGCACAACCUGUUUGAACCUUGCUACCUCAGAGCGCAUAGCGAAGAAAAUGAUAGAACUAGAACCGGACUACCAUCUGAGUUACGUUCUUCUAGCUAAUGUGUAUAGAAAAGUAGGCCGAUGGAAUGACGCCUCGGAGAUUGGGAGGAUAAUGCAACAGAGAGGGGUUAAAAAGAUGCCGGCUAAGAGCUGGAUUGAAUCCAACGGUAAAUUGGGUUCUAAUCUCCAUGUCGGAGAUGUGGAAAUUCGUAGUAGAAUCAAAUUUCCUGUUGUGUAGGGGUAUUAUCUGAAAGUCAAUACAUGUUCUUCAUUGCAAUCCAUGAAAUUUGAAUGGUUCC